CUUAUAUUUGAUCAAUUUUUGGAUGGAGCAUGGCCCACAUUUACUAAGCUUCCGCCUACAGUAUUUCAGCAAAUGUUUCGUGCUUUUGGGAAAUACUAUCGGUGGGAUUCGGUAAAUGAUGGAAUGAUCGAGAGUGGAUUUAGAAGUGUGGUGCAAGAUCGUUAUUCAGACAUAAUGAGUGAAUAUCGACAUGAAUCUGCAAAUAGAGCUCGAGCGGCCGGUCACAACAUCCCGAACACAAAUAAUGACUUUGCAAUCAUGCGUGAUUUUGAGCCUAUUAGUUUCAAUGAGGACGUAUGGAAGGAUUUGUGUAAAUAUUGGGACACAGAUGCUUGGAGAAAGAAGUCAGUGGCCGGGAGAGCCAACCGUAUGAGCGGUGACGACACCGGUACAGUUUCGAGACAUACAGGGGGAUCCAGGGGUUAUGAUCAGUAUCGACUGGAAUUGCAAAAGGAAUUGAAGCGUAUCCCUACAUUUUUGGAACUUUUUCUUAUUACCCACCUUACUGCAGAGGCCAAGAAAAAAUUCAAGGCUAAAGAUUAUGAUACAAUUCAAGAGUUGGAGUUUUGUACACCUACUGCUAGAGCAAUAUGUGAGAGAUACACUAGUGCCAUGGUUGAAAAGUACGGGGAGGACCUAACUCAACAUCCAGAGGGUGAUGUUGACUUGUGGGUGCAAGCACAAGAAGGGAGAGGCAAGUGCAGACGUAUUUACGGGGUAGGAAGUUCAGAUCUACAUUUCGUUGUCACGGGGACAUCAUCCAAUGGGAACAAACCGACCUCUUCUGAGUACCAGCAGUCACAACAGCGGGUCCAGGAAUUGGAAGAAGCUCAUGCCGAAUUGGCCCGACAAAAUGGUGAAAUGGCCAAAAGACAAGCACAAAUGGAAAAACAAAUGGCGGAAAUGGUCGAGUUCAUGAGACGAUAUGACACUAAUAACUGUCCCAACAAUCCAUCUAAUCCAUCGAAUGCUCCUUAGGUUAUUUGUUGUAAACGUUUGUACGGUUUUAAGACUUCUAUAUUAUCUUUUUGGUUUACACAAUUGUUGAAACUUAUGUUCUAAAGUGUAAACGUUUGUAUGACUUUUUGAUAUAUGGAAUGAACUAAGUUUUUUUGUAUUAGUUCUUUUUCUGCAUUUUAGGCUAAAUUUUUUGGUUUUUUUGUUUUUUAUUUUUUUACAGCUGCAUUGUUCCUAGGAAAUUCCUAGGAACUUCUGUCAUGAACAAGUGUCACAAAAAGCUGUCAAGAAAGUUUCCUAAAAGGUUCCACAGAAAAAAAUUUCCUCGGAGAUCCCUCAAAAACAAUCCUUGGAAAUUCGUCAGAAAUAAACUUCCUUGGAAAUUCGUCGGAAAUAAACAUCCUUGGAAAUUCCUCGAAAAUAAAUUUCCUCGGAAAUUCAUCGGAAAUAAACUUCCU
Lactuca sativa (garden lettuce) is the source of this 1415-nucleotide messenger RNA. RefSeq lists its product as uncharacterized. The record is from RefSeq and is a predicted model, not a curated record. Lineage: Eukaryota; Viridiplantae; Streptophyta; Magnoliopsida; Asterales; Asteraceae.